UUAUAAUAUUUUAUUUUUCUUUACACCUUGAUACUCAGCGUGAUAUUUGGACAACGUUAUUCUCAGCGAUUAAACGACACCUUCUUCAACCUCGCGGCAUGCGGAACAACAUCGUCUCGUUCUCCAUCUGUCGUUUACCACUCCAUGAGCGUCGUUUCCUCAGCCGUUUCCUUUCCGAUGACCUAUACGACCCGCCGUUCUCCCCUUCUCCGAAACCCCUUAAAGCAAACAAGAAAAAGAAGCAUUCCGAAAACGGAGCUCCGAAACAAAACGGAGCCCCAAAGUUUCCCUUAAAAUCGAACCUCCCAUUCGAUUUCAGAUACUCCUAUUCGGAGACCCAACCUUCGGUUGAGCCCAUCAGUUUUCGCGAAUCGCCCAAGUUCUCCCCGUUUGGGCCUGGCCGACUCGACCGGACAUGGACCGGCGUUUCUGCUCCGGUUCGGAGUGAACCGGACUGGAAGAGGGUGGAGGAGGAACAAAACCGGGUUCUCGGAGCGCCACUCAGUGAGGAUGAGGUGGCCGAGCUCGUCGAACGCUACCGUCACAGUGACUGUGUCAGGCAAAUCAAUUUAGGAAAGGGUGGAGUCACACACAACAUGUUGGACGACAUCCAUAAUCACUGGAAGAAGGCUGAAGCUGUGAGGAUUAAGUGCUUGGGUGUGCCAACUCUUGACAUGGACAAUGUUUGCUUCCACCUUGAGAACAAGUCUUAUGGGAAAGUUAUCUACCGCAACAUUAAUAUACUGCUUCUGUACAGAGGACGGAACUAUGAUCCCACGAACCGUCCAGUUAUUCCUCUCAUGCUGUGGAAGCCUUAUGCACCAAUAUAUCCUAGGCUUGUGAAGAAUGUAAUAGAAGGCUUGACAUAUGAAGAAACAAAAGAAAUUAGAAACAACGGAUUGAAUUCAGAUCCUCUCAUUAAACUCACCAGAAAUGGUGUGUAUGUGAAUGUGGUGGAGAGGGUGAGGGAGGCUUUUAAGACUAGGGAGGUUGUGAGACUUGACUGUACCCAUGUGGGAACCAGUGACUGCAAAAAGAUUGGAGUAAAGCUAAGGGAUUUGGUGCCAUGUGUCCCUAUCUUAUUUAAGGAUGAGCAGAUAAUCCUCUGGAGAGGAAAUUUCAAAGAAGAGCAGCCUUCAGAUUCACAAUGUCAGCAAUCCAUAUCUGCAGGGUGAAAAAGCAUUGAUUCACAACUGAAACCCCCAAAUCAACUUGCAACAUUGAAAAUCCGAUGGAAUGUAUUGCUACGCCAACAGUCUGGUAUUAUGUGAUAAGCAACAACUAUAUGCAGUGAGAAAUCUGCAAUUUUUUUUAAUAGGAAAUAAUAAUCUAUAACAGUUUUAUAGAAGUAAGAUGAUUUUAUACGUUUAUAAUUUUCUAGACUUAGACAAACAAAAGUAUUUUCUCUGUAGCGUUGUAUAGUAAAAGAAUCUUAGGGUAGCUGAUAUGAAGCUAGAAAGGAAGCUAAAGCUAGACUACAAAAGACAAUUUAAAUUUCUAUGUCAUUCUAGUUAUCAAGACAGGUCUACAUUUAGUGAGUCAAUUCCUAAACGUCAUUUGUCUCUUAUUCUAACGAAGAACAUUCUUAAAUUUGACAGUGAGAACUAGAACUAGAAUUCGAUGUAAUUUUUUUAACCAUAUGGACUCUCUUACUUUUCCAUGUCCGUUCAGGUAUUUCAAAUGUCUGCCACUACUUUCUGUACCUCAUGUUUUUUCUGUACUCA
Vigna radiata var. radiata (mung bean) is the source of this 1724-nucleotide messenger RNA. RefSeq names its product CRS2-associated factor 2, mitochondrial. The transcript is spliced from 6 exons. Lineage: Eukaryota; Viridiplantae; Streptophyta; Magnoliopsida; Fabales; Fabaceae. Gene Ontology annotation, biological process: Group II intron splicing. Gene Ontology annotation, molecular function: RNA binding. The coding region runs from base 99 to 1175 and encodes 358 amino acids. The record is from RefSeq and is a predicted model, not a curated record.